Molecule: messenger RNA, 336 nt
Organism: Alternaria triticimaculans
Lineage: Eukaryota; Fungi; Ascomycota; Dothideomycetes; Pleosporales; Pleosporaceae
Exons: 1
Coding region: 1-336 (111 amino acids)
Source: RefSeq, a predicted model, not a curated record
AUGCUCUCCAAAAUCACCGCCCUCGCUCUUCUCGCCACCAGCGCAUCCGCAGCAACCCUUCCCCGUACCGCAGACUGGACCUGGGACGUCACCGACUUCAGCAGCGUCUGCACCGCAUCCGCAUGCCGCUACUCCUUUAACGUCUCCGCACCCACCGGUCCCUCCGGUCAGCCAGCCUUCGACGCCGAAUUCUGCUCUGGCACAAGUCUCCAGGGCGGCUACAAGUCCUGCGGUGUAGUUGGCAUUGACUUACCGGGCGAUGUGCAGACGCAGGAGUUCAACCGCGGGAGUGAUGUCGGUGCGACUGUUAGUGUGCAGUACACGUUUGUGCAGUGA